Molecule: messenger RNA, 2289 nt
Organism: Pomacea canaliculata
Lineage: Eukaryota; Metazoa; Mollusca; Gastropoda; Architaenioglossa; Ampullariidae
Exons: 9
Coding region: 267-1205 (312 amino acids)
Source: RefSeq, a predicted model, not a curated record
GACUUCUAGCGCUCUUUGUGGAGGGGGGAGUUGACAUCAGUGACGUCAUGACAGGGGGAGGGUUAAACGCCUACAGCUUGGAAGAAAAGGGGAUCCUCUUUCCUCUAAAUCACAUGAUGGACACAGCGUUCUGGUAAGCACUAGUAAUCACAGUUCUGUUCAUGGACUAAAGAAGACGACGGCUGUCUACCUCUACCUUUGCACCUGCGGAAGGUUUGUCAACAUCACGUGGACACGCAUGCUGUUCAAAUAAAACCCUGAAAACGAUGAAUACGUUCAACGACAUCGCUGCUUGGAUCAGCAGACAAGCUUCCAUAUUCACCUUUGUAGUUCUGGGGUUUGCGGGCUACCUAUGGGGCGAUGAACUAUUCUGCUGUCCUUGCAAUGGGGGAUGCGUGCGCUUUGUAUACACCUUGUCACUAGCAUUUUCUCCAGCCUUUCUAAUUUUUGUUUUUGAUACCCACUGGACGGCUGUACAUGCUAGCUGGAUUAUCAACAAAUAUUGUUCAUUGUCGUCUUUUACCUUUUUUCGUCGUCCUCUGAUCCUUGCAAUAGCCUGGCUGGUCUACAGUGGCAUAAACCCAAGGUUUGCAGAAUGUUUAACAAAAGACGGUAACUGCACCUCGGUAGCAGAAGAACGCAAAGGGAACCUGUUGACAGCCAUUGCAGGAGGUGUUCUUUGUCUUAGUUUCUUCACGUUUGCUGCCUGUAUUAUUUACAAUAUAUUUUGCCAGAGGACAUAUCUGUUUAGCCGCUUUCCCCAGAACGACAAAGCAGAGAAAUCGAUUACUGAAGAAAAAGAAGAAGAAGAGAAACUAAAAAAAAAGCUCAAAGGAUUGACUCCAAAGACCCUAGCUGUCAUUGUGGAUGAAGAUCUUAUGAACCUUCAUCUACUGAAAAGCCUUACGGAUGAAGAUUUCAUAAAUUUGAAGGACAAGAUAACCAUUGGGCAGAUGAAAAUUUUACGGAGAAUAUGCAGAGAGAUGAAUUCUCCAAAGCAAAGUUCUGAUGAAAGAAAUACUGCUAGUGGUCAGUCUGCUAACUGUUCUGCUGGUCAUGAUGAUUCUUCCCAAAAUCUGAAAGCGCCAGAAAGGCAGGUGGAUGAAAAAACUCCUCUUCUUCCCAAAGAAGCAGAUCUUCUCGACAAAACAUCAUUAAAAUGUGAUUUCCGAUGUGAAGGAUCCCAAGUGGAGCGGUGGUACUGAUGUGUCUGUCAGAAACAGUCGUACUUUUGUUUAUUGUUAUAACACGAAGAAGAAUUUCCUCUUCAUGGAGACUCACAGUAUAGUGUGUUAACAUGGCUUGCUGAAGCGAUAUCAUCCGUUACUACUAGCUUUGACAAUCCCGGUAAAUUUAUGUUCUAUACCCAUGGCAAGGGAUAAUAUGGAUAUAUAUAUAUAUGUUAAUGUGGUUUGUAUUUGCAUACUUACGCGUUUUCACUUUUUAUUGUCUAAGGAAAGAAUAUUCUAAUGUAUUGUUCUAUUUCUUUUGUUUGUAAAGAGAGAGAGAGUGUGUGUGUCUUGCUAUUUUGCCAUUUUUCGGCGCAUAAAUUGGGUGGUGAUACUUUCAGCCAUUUCCUUUCUUGGUAACAGCAGCAUCUUUUACUGGUUGUCUUCUGUGCCGCUAGGGGGUGAUGUGCCGCGUAUAUAAUAAGGUUGACACGCUUGCGUGAUCACCAGAAGUGGCGUUCUUCUCGCUGUACCCCGCAACACAAACCGCCUGUGAGGUCAAAGGUCGUGGCGUCCUUAUCCUGAUUUGCACAUUGUGUACACAUCUCUUACAUUUGUUUGUUACAUACCUGCAUACUGUUUGCUUAUGAGUAUAUUGCACAGUAUUUUUCACCAGAUUAUUAAUCUCAUUAACCACAGGGACCAACUGAAGGGGGCUGCCCUAAACCGUGUCCGCUGGCGAGGUAUUGUUGCGGCACUUUGUUCCUCGAGGAGUAGCAAAGAAUAAACUAACUAUAUAAUCUGCUUUGCACGAUAUGCAUGUAUUACAGUGGUGUAAUAUCUUCCAUCUGUCUUUAAUAGCUUUAAUUUGUGUUGUCUAAUGUGUGUCUAUUAAACUGUGUGUAAUAUUAUAAUUGUAAAAGAGAUAUUUUUGAAAUUUUAAAAUGUAAAUAAAUUAAUAAAUAAUUAAUAAAGUGCGUUGGUGUAAACCAGUGGUUCUCAAAGUAUUUCGGACCGCGGACCACUUUACUUAAGUAAAAAAAUAUAACUGACCACCAAGUCAUAAAAAUUAGUCUGUACUGUGUAUUUCAAAUUUAAAUUGCCGCAUUUGUUUCAUUAC